Molecule: messenger RNA, 752 nt
Organism: Daphnia magna
Lineage: Eukaryota; Metazoa; Arthropoda; Branchiopoda; Diplostraca; Daphniidae
Product: UPF0598 protein CG30010
Exons: 3
Coding region: 1-672 (223 amino acids)
Source: RefSeq, a predicted model, not a curated record
AUGUCUCGUGUAAAUCUAACUAGAACAAUUAGCACCAGAUGUCGUCUGAAAAUGUUUACUAAAAUGAGGGUGCUAGGAAGUCUAAUACAAAGAUGUUUCAACCAUACUUGUGUUUUCCAAUAUACUCAAGGGCAAACUCCUAAACCAGGAAUACGGGAAUAUUUCUAUUACAUCGAUCACCAAGGAAUGCUCUUCCUGGAUGAUGCUCGAAUUAAGAAUUUUACUUCGUGUUUCAAAGAGCUGAAGUUUCUAAAUUUUUUCUUUCAACGAUUGAAAAUUAAUGACACAGAAUGUUACCAGAAGGAAUUUCCCUAUCUAUCUCUAUGUGGAAGAGAAAGGAAUUAUAUUCGUUGUGACGACCUGCCAGUUGUUUUUACAGCACUUGAAGUUGUUAAAGAAAAGCUAGUUCUCCGUUGCAAUUUCACUAACAACCUAAUUGUUGACUUUCAACCCACCAAAUUGUUCAUGGGAUCUAGUGGUAGAAUUUACCAUCCUGGUCCAGACAAACUACAUGGUAUUGGUUUAAUCAAGUCAAGUCUUGCAAUUGAAUUGAGUCAUGGGUUUACAUUCGGAGAUAAUGGCCACCCAACUCAUUUUAGCAUGAAAAGUUUGUGUUACAAAUUGGAUAGCAGCUUGAAAAGAAAUAUGAUUGAUCUUGGAAGAUCAGUGUAACUAAUACCCAUCACCCAAUUGGUCCAUAAGUUGUGUUGUAUUGGGAAUUGAUAGUAAAAUCAAUUGUCUGAAAUAUUAAA